CGCCCAGCGCUCCCACCACUUGUCAUAUAACCGCCUUGUGCGAUUCUCUGCCUCUUCUCUACUCUUCAUCUUUUCUUUGUCUUUUACACCUAACCAUCAACGCCCUGCUGCCCCGCGGUUCCCCCAGGUCGUCGAUAACAUGGCUGCGCCCACUCCCCCACAACACCCAGGCUCCCCAGACACUGGCCCUACCGACCCUACGCUGCCAAAGCUGCCUGCUGGAUGGAUAGCCCAGUGGGACAACUCAUCGAAGAAGUAUUACUAUGUCCAGAUCAGCACCGGCGUGUCGCAAUGGGACCUGCCCACCAGCGAAGCCCCCGUGGGCGGCGGCUCCAACCGCAGCACUCCGGCACAGCCCUUGAACCCAUACCAUAAACCAGACGGCACACAAGGUCCUGAAGCUGGUGACGGGACACGAGGCAUGGGAGACGGCCCGACUGGAGACAGGGCCGGUGGGCUAGGUGGUUUCGCAAUGAACGCUAUCAUGGGUGGUGGUAAGAAGCAGAACAACGGACACGGCGGCGGCGGCUCAGGAAACCUUGUUGGUCAACUCGCUGGUUCCCUGCUCGGAGGCGGAAAGCAGUCACAUGGCAGCAGUGGACAGGGUGGUAGCGGUGGGUCCGGCAACCUCGUCGGACAACUAGGAUCACUACUAGGAGGCGGAAAGCAGCAUGGAAGCUCGUCUGGCGGUCAAGGUAGUGGCGCUGGCCAUGGAUCCAGUGGUGGUGGUGGUGGCCUUGGAGGGCUGCUCGGAGGUGUGCUUGGUGGACAGCAACAUAAGCCAAACAAGCCAAACAACGACUUUGGCUAUAGUCACAGCUCAGCAUCGAGCGCGACAUAUACAGGCACUGCGCCACCAACGUCGUACAAUCCCGGUGGCCAAUCUGGCGGAUACAGCGGUGGACCUCCCAAUCAGUCUAGCUAUUCGUCGCCUCCACCUGGCCAGCAAUAUGGACAAGGUCAGGGACAAGGAGGCUAUGGACAGCCACAGCCACAGCAUCAACAAAACCAGCACGGCGCGCCUCAGCAGCACCAGCAAGCGUACGGAUCUCAAGCAGGUUUUGGAGGGCAAUCUAACUACGGAGGCGGCCCGCCCAGCUACGGACAAGGACCACCGGGAGGACCACCAGGAGGACCACCUGGAGGCUACGGACAGCAAGCCGGCUAUGGUGGUCCAGCAGGCUACGGCGGCGCUCCUAGCGGUCCUUAUGGAGGACCUGCAAACUAUGACAACCAUCAACACAACCAGUAUGGCGGACAGCCUACACCGCAGAACCAAGCCGGGAUGGCAUUAAGCCGCAGAGACUCGAGGUACCCAAAAUUGCGAUACGACUGACUAAAGUGUGCUAUAUAUGGAGCAGGACGAUUCAUAAUGGCGACGGAAUAUCAGUAACCUUGAAUCUUUUACUGGGUGGGGCAUUAGAGUCAAAGCAAAAGGGAUAUUUAUGGCCGAGAUACCUUUCUCUCGAUUCUGUAGAUCAAUACUUCUUCUAUUCUGUUCAUACUCAUACUCACGCUUUCGCGGUCGCCUGACGUUGGACUACACUAACCUGGGUUUGAGACUCAAAUGUGAUUGAGUGUUCUGAGGGGUUCUUUCCUCCGUUCUAGG
Molecule: messenger RNA, 1609 nt
Organism: Cucurbitaria berberidis CBS 394.84
Lineage: Eukaryota; Fungi; Ascomycota; Dothideomycetes; Pleosporales; Cucurbitariaceae
Exons: 8
Coding region: 140-1336 (398 amino acids)
Molecular function (GO): protein binding
Source: RefSeq, a predicted model, not a curated record